Messenger RNA from Oikopleura dioica, 387 nucleotides. Lineage: Eukaryota; Metazoa; Chordata; Appendicularia; Copelata; Oikopleuridae. The record is from the annotation of a GenBank genome assembly.
AUGGACCGACGAACAGGGUUCAAUGAAAGAAGAAAGGCAAAUUCAAGAGAAUUCGAUUGCCUGAGAAAAGCAGCGCAUAAAGAAAUCGGAAAAGUCCAACACAAGAUUCAGAAAAUCAACAAGAAAUACAAGGAACUCGAUGAAGAGCACUCGAUGACGAUUUUGAAGCAUACGAAUUCGAGAAAUAGUAUGAAGGAUUAUGCAAAAGAUCUUUCAAAAAUUGAAUUUCCGCGGGAAGAUGAAAAGGAAAAAAUGGACAAACUAAUUCGAAAAACGAAGCACUACGAAGAUAUCUUAGAUUUUCAAGAAAAACAGAAAGCUGAUUUGGUAAAGAAGAUGACUGAUUUGACGGAGGUUUUAAGAGAAGAAAACAAGAAGAUUUUGUGA